Messenger RNA from Ascochyta rabiei, 408 nucleotides. Its product is annotated as Bud site selection protein 6. Bases 1 to 408 code for a protein of 135 amino acids. NCBI's taxonomy places the organism in Eukaryota, Fungi, Ascomycota, Dothideomycetes, Pleosporales, Didymellaceae. The transcript has a single exon. The record is from RefSeq and is a predicted model, not a curated record.
AUGCAGAUGCUCGCGCACUCCCCCGGUCUCGCAACCCACCUAGCAUCCAGUCCCCCGCCGCACUCCUUCCACUCCACCAUCAGAGCUGUCGCACCCACCGAGACCCCCACCCACCCCGUGGAACCGCGCACCGCCACACCACUCAGCAUCGACUCCCCUGCCUCGACCCUCGGCCGCCGCACGCAGAAAUCAGCCUCCCUGAGCCUGCGCGCGAGGGAUGCGAAUCCUUCGAGCCAGCGAUCCACGCCCGCACGGCACGCGAGGGGAAACACCGCGCCGGCCGACUUGCCGCACACCCCAGAACUAGCGAGAUACAGAAACGGAGGUGCAGAGAGUGCGUUGAGCUUCACACCUAGCGUGCGCGGCAAGCAGCUCGCCACCUGGUUUUCCGCGCUCUUGGGGCGCUGA